AUGAGACUUCAAACAGCUUUGGUCAUCGUGUAUUUUGCAAUGGUCUCCAAUGUUGCGGCUAUUCCUAAUCCACUUGCAGCUGUCGCUGAAAGUCUUACAGCCAUUACCAGUGUAUUUAAUAUGAUCAACUCAGGGUUGACUUUAAAAAAUAAUGUAAAUGCCGCUGCGUCAGCUUCUGCUUCUGCUUCUGCUUCUGCUUCUGCUUCUGCUGCCAAAACCACUACUACGGUUGCACCAACGGCAACCGUACUUGUCGUCACAUCUUCAAAUCCUAAAUUAGAAAAGACAGUCUUGGCUCCUUCCAUUACCGCUUCAAUUUCAAGCAUUGUAUUGAGUGACAAACAAGUCUUGAGGUCAGUUACGACCGUUGUUGUUGAUUCCAAGGCCUCAGCAACAAUACUCCCUGCAAACGAACAAGGGGCAAUUCUUAAAGCCAGCAACUGA
Messenger RNA from Saccharomycopsis crataegensis, 444 nucleotides. RefSeq lists its product as uncharacterized. The record is from RefSeq and is a predicted model, not a curated record. NCBI's taxonomy places the organism in Eukaryota, Fungi, Ascomycota, Saccharomycetes, Ascoideales, Saccharomycopsidaceae. The transcript has a single exon. The coding region runs from base 1 to 444 and encodes 147 amino acids.